AUGAAAUGUAUUUUUGGUAUUGUUUUAUUUAUAUUUUCAAUUUUGAAAGGAUCAGGAUGUUCUGGAAAUUUAACUUCAAUCAAUAGUGAUGUAUUCUCAUUGGAUCAAUAUAUCACUGUUGAAUGUUUGCAAAAUGGUUUGAAUAUUACAUUAGAAUUGAAUGAUUUACAACAACAAAUAGAAACAUAUGAACCGAUACAACUCGUAUCGAUUGAUUUAAAUGGUAGUAAAAUAUGUGAAAUGGAAAUUCAUGGAAAUUCACAAUCAGAAUCGAUCAAUGUGCUAAUACCAGAAAUUUGCUUAUCAAAUGAUACGACUCAAAAAAUUUUAUUGACAGCUGACAAUAAAAUAAUUCAUAAAUUCGAACUUUCAUGUGAUCAAAUAUGGACAAAUGAUAUUAUCACAGUUGGUAAUUUGAAUGGAGAAGUAGUGAAGAUAAAUUCAUCAAUACAAAUUGGUUUUGAUUUUAGUCUAAUGAUUUCAUCGAAAUAUAUACCAUUUCGUGUUGUUGAUUGUUGGACGGAGCAGAACAAUCAUCGAGCUAGCUUUUUAAAAAAUGGUAUUCCGCAAAAAGAUUCUCAAUCCGUUCCACUAUGUCAAUUAUUUGAUGGAACAAAUAAAUUUGAAUAUAAUAUUGAUCCAAUAGACAAAUAUAAUAAUAUUCAACGGUCCUCCUCCAUCAAUCAAAUGCGAAAAAUAUGGGAAAUUCGACUUCGUCUUGGUUGGGAUGCUUUACCGGACAGUCGACAAAAAGCACUUCAACAGUUACUUCGUACGAAACCGCAAUUGCAAUGGGAAGCUGUUCCUGAUUUAUCAUUUGAUACGGAGGAUUUCUUAUCACCAAUAACAAUAUAUCCUAUUAUGAUUCAUUGCUCUAUUUCACCUUUAUCGUUUACGCAAACUUCGGUAACUGCAAGUUUUGGUCCAAUUGGAGUAUUCAUUCCGCAAUUUUAUUUUCUUGAAAAUGUAUUAUUCUCAUGUUGUCCGGUGGAAACAACAAUUGCUUAUGCAAAUUUACUUCGACAUCCAAUUCAAAAGAAAUUAAUUUGUUCAAAGGUUUCAAUUACUACUGCCUUAUUUAUCUCAUUGGCGGCAUUUGCAAUUGCUGUUUGCUUUACUGCACUAACAUUCAGCGCCCGGAUAUAA
Molecule: messenger RNA, 1146 nt
Organism: Cercopithifilaria johnstoni
Lineage: Eukaryota; Metazoa; Nematoda; Chromadorea; Rhabditida; Onchocercidae
Source: the annotation of a GenBank genome assembly